ACAGCCAAACCUCGACCUCCAGCUCCAGCAGCUAGCAAAUCAAAGCAAAGCAACCGUGUGUUGCGACUUUGAAACCUGUCACGCUGAAGCAAGAGGCACGCAUCACACUACAAGUUGUCAUCACACCAGCAAAGCCAAAACUACGAGUAAAUCAAUCAGUGGGAGAGGAUUAAGAUGAUGAUGAUCUGUCUCUUAGGCCUCCAUCACGCCCGUUAAUUCCCUUUCAGGCUGGUCUUCGCCUACCUGUUGCUGCUGCUCCUCCAUCAAAUACCCCCAUUCCCUCUCCUCUCUGCUACUACUAUACCUCCUUCUUGUUCCUUUCUUCAGACAAAGGCUUUGCCUUUCCUUCCUCUUCCACCAUCCUGCCACAAGAAGCAAGAACCUCUCUUAAUUUGAGCAAGAAACCAUUCGUCACAUCAACGGAGGAAGCAGCUAUAGUUUGAUUGAUUGGUUGAUCGAUCGAUGCUGGGCGGCGGCAAGAUGAAGGGUGGGGAGACGAUGGGCGGCGGCGGCGGCAGCGGCAGCAGCAGCAUUAGCCCGCUGGUGUCGUUCGUGCUGGGCGCCGCCAUGGCCACCGUCUGCAUCCUCUUCGUCAUGUCCGCCAGCCCGGGACGCCGCCUCGCUGACAUCUCCGCCUGGAGCAACGCCGACGACGCGCCGCCGCUGCCGCUCCCGUUGCAGGACGCCGCCGUCGACUCCAACGACUCGCUGGCCGCCGCCGCCGCCGCCAACGUCACCGUCGUUGCUGCUCCGGCUCCCGCCCCCGUCCAGGCUCCGGCGCCGGCGUCCCCUUACGGCGACCUGGAGGAGGUGCUCCGGCGAGCGGCGACCAAGGACAGGACGGUGAUCAUGACGCAGAUCAACCUGGCGUGGACGAAGCCGGGGUCGCUGCUGGACCUCUUCUUCGAGAGCUUCAGGCUCGGGGAGGGCGGCGUGUCGCGGCUGCUGGACCACCUGGUGAUCGUCACCAUGGACCCCGCGGCGUACGAGGGGUGCCAGGCGGUGCACCGCCAUUGCUACUUCCUCCGCACCACCGGCGUCGACUACCGCUCCGAGAAGAUGUUCAUGAGCAAGGACUACCUCGAGAUGAUGUGGGGUCGCAACAAGUUUCAGCAGACCAUCCUUGAGCUCGGCUACAACUUCCUCUUCACGGAUGUGGACGUGAUGUGGUUCAGGGACCCGUUCAGGCACAUAUCAAUGGGAGCAGACAUCGCCAUCUCCAGCGACGUGUUCAUCGGCGACCCCUACAGCCUCGGCAACUUCCCCAAUGGCGGCUUCCUGUUCGUGCGAUCCAACGACAAGACCCUCGAUUUCUACCGGAGUUGGCAGCAAGGGAGGUGGCGAUUCUUCGGGAAGCACGAGCAGGACGUGUUCAACCUGAUCAAGCACGAGCAGCAGGCGAAGCUGGGCAUCGCCAUCCAGUUCCUCGACACCACCUACAUCAGUGGCUUCUGUCAGCUCAGCAAGGAUCUGAACAAGAUCUGCACGCUCCAUGCCAACUGCUGUGUUGGCCUCGGCGCCAAGAUGCACGACCUCCGAGGCGUCCUCGACGUCUGGAGGAACUACACGGCGGCGCCGCCCGACGAGCGGCGCUCGGGCAAGUUCCAGUGGAAGCUCCCCGGCAUCUGCAUCCACUGAUCGAUCGAUCGAUCAUAUGUUCAUAUGCAUAUACACGCAGCGUUCAGCAUUGCUGGAUUGCCUUGGCUGCUUGGUUAAUUUAGCUAGGCGAUCGCUCGACUGCAGGCCGGUUAAUUUCUCGAGCUGCCAAAUUCUUUCUCCUCAAUUAUUAGUUGCGCCGAUUCUUUUUGUCAAGUUAGGAAAAUCUAUAUAUUAAGUUAUUACAUCAUAUAUUUAUACGUACGUACGUACGUACGUAUGUAUACAGAUUAAUUCUAGCAUGCUUGUAUCCCGGAGCUCCUCUGUAAAGAUAAAAGAAUGCAUCAGCUUUGCAUCAAUCAUCAA
This is a messenger RNA of Oryza sativa Japonica Group (Japanese rice), 1962 nucleotides long. RefSeq lists its product as uncharacterized. Lineage: Eukaryota; Viridiplantae; Streptophyta; Magnoliopsida; Poales; Poaceae. The record is from RefSeq and is a predicted model, not a curated record.